This is a messenger RNA of Dendrobium catenatum, 711 nucleotides long. Its product is annotated as extensin-like. Bases 1 to 711 code for a protein of 236 amino acids. The transcript has a single exon. The record is from RefSeq and is a predicted model, not a curated record. Gene Ontology annotation, molecular function: nucleic acid binding; zinc ion binding. NCBI's taxonomy places the organism in Eukaryota, Viridiplantae, Streptophyta, Magnoliopsida, Asparagales, Orchidaceae.
AUGUGCUAUGGGUGUGGAAAAGUGGGACACAGGCGGGAACAUUGCCCCUACAAGCCGAACAGCAUCGGAAUUACGGGCCCGAGCAGUCCUGGGGAAAAGCCGUCAGCUCGAACUCUGGUCGGGAGAUGUAAUGCUCUCCCUCCUAUACCGUGUACUGGGGAGCUUUUGACUACCCCUAAGCCUGGCCCUACAACGGCAUUUAUGGAUGGAGGUGACCCUCCCCCGACUAGUGGUAGUUCGGGCAGCAGUGGGCAUGGGGUGCCCCCCCCCCCCCCCCCCGUGCACCCCCCCCCCCCCCCGGCUUCGUCCAGUGCGGGUAUGGACCCCUGUGUGGGAGCCCGUGAUGAAGAGGUGGCGGUUGGACCCUGGAUUCAAGUCCCUCCUAGGCGUAGGAGGUCCUCCCGUGCCCCGGGCACGGCUGGUCAUAGCAGUAUCCCCAAGGCCAAGCCUAUUGCUACUAGGCAAGUUGAUCUGAGUAAGGUGAGCCUCCCUCAAAGCAAGGUACGGCCUACUCAAGUGCAGAAACGAAUGGGUUUUAAAAAACCGCUUCCUUUUACGGUUGGAAUACGAUCGGAUAAUUCCACGGUGAAUAGGUUCUCGUUUGACAAGGAGCUGAGCCUAUUCAAUUUGCCGGUGGAGCUUCCACGAAAGAGGAAAAAGGAGAUGGGGGACACAGAUGGCGGCGGGGAUGCUUCCCCUUCGGUUAUUUAA